Molecule: messenger RNA, 444 nt
Organism: Aureobasidium melanogenum CBS 110374
Lineage: Eukaryota; Fungi; Ascomycota; Dothideomycetes; Dothideales; Saccotheciaceae
Exons: 3
Coding region: 1-444 (147 amino acids)
Source: RefSeq, a predicted model, not a curated record
AUGGGAAAGCUCAUCAAGAACCACUUGGCCCGUCUCAUCAUCAUGACAGCAGCAAUAUAUCAUAUCGCCGCCAGUCUUCAUGGGUUCUUCUGGCCCAAAUUCUUCUUCGACUUUUUGACAAAGAACUUCGACCCUGCCGUCAAAGCUGUACCGAUACUACAAACCAUCAAUCUCAUCUUCGCCCUCAUCAACCUGGCUUGGGAAUGGCCGCUUGAGUUCUUCGCUGGAACUGCAAUACACCGCUCGUUGGAGCUCAGAAUACUGUUAUUACCGCUGUCAAGCUUGGCAGCUAUGUUGUUGUACCAAGGGACCAAUCCGGCACUGUACUAUCUCAUCGGCUGCGGAGUCUACUUCUGGGCGUAUACUGAAGGCGAGGUGAUUUGUGCAAAGCCUUGGACGUUACCGCGAAGACCAAGUUAUCCGAAGCGAAUAGAACAAACAUGA